GGGACUGGGUGCUCAGCUCGCACAGUGUACCUGGCCGGGAUCGAAGGAGGUCGGUCGGUCGGAGCGGAGUGUUGGAUUAUCUCCCCCUGGAUUGUUGUGGAUAAUUGCCCCGUGUGGAGUACAGACCUGGAACUGUGUCCCCUGGAUGUGCCCGAUCUCUGGAUGGAUGUGGAUGUUGUCACCCGGGAAUAUUAUUACCAAUACCGACCUGCUGAGCUGUAACCAUGUUUUAUGCCACCCUUUACUUUCUGCUGCCUCUCAUGGAUGCCUUUCUGGCGGCGGAGGUGCGGCGCCCGGGGCCCGGAGACAGACCGGACUGCGUCCGAGCCAAUGAACAGUGCCUGAAAGAUCAGGAAUGUAGCACCAAGUACAGGACUCUGCGGCAGUGUGUGGCCGGCAAGGAGACCAAUUUCAGCAAGGUGACGGGCCUGGAGGCCAAGGACGAGUGCAAGAACGCCACCGAGGCCCUGAAACAGAAAUCGCUGUACAACUGUCGCUGCAAACGCGGCAUGAAAAAAGAGAAGAACUGCCUGAGGAUUUACUGGAGCAUGUACCAGAGCCUGCAGGGGAAUGAGCUGCUGGAAAACUCUCCAUAUGAACCCGUCAACACCCGACUCUCCGACAUCUUCAAAAUGGAGACCAGCCUGACAGAGCCGCUCAUCUCCAAGGGGAAUGACUGCCUGGACGCCGCGAAGGCCUGCAACCUGGACGACACCUGUAAGAAGUACCGCUCGGCCUAUAUAACGCCCUGCACCAACAGCAUAUCCAACGAGGUCUGCAACCGCAGGAAGUGCCACAAGGCCCUGCGCCAGUUCUUCGAUAAGGUGCCCGCCAAACACAGCUACGGCAUGCUGUUCUGUUCCUGCAAGGACACGGCCUGCUCAGAGCGGAGGAGACAGACCAUCGUCCCGGCCUGCGCCUACGAGGAGAGGGAGAAGCAGAACUGCCUGAACCUGCAAGAGACCUGCAAGACCAACUACAUCUGCAGAUCCCGACUUGCACAUUUCCUCAACGACUGCCAGACUGACCAUCGAUCGAUCAGCGGGUGCCUGAAGGAAAACUACGCGGAAUGCCUCUUGGCUUAUUCCGGUCUGAUCGGUACAGGGAUCACCCCAAACUACAUCGAGUCCACCAGCCUCAGCGUGUCUCCCUGGUGCGACUGCCUCAACAGUGGCAAUUACAUGGACGACUGCCUGAAAUUCCUCAACUUCUUCAAGGACAACCUCUGUCUCAGAAACGCCAUCCAGGCCUUCGGUAAUGGCACCGAUGUCAAGCUGCAUCCCGACCCGCCAGUACACACCACAACAUCCUCCUCAUCUGUCCAUUCCAAGAACAAAAAUAAAGAAACCAACUACAUAGAAACCAUGCACAUCACCAAUGAGAUCCCAACGCAUAACGGCCUGCCAGGCUGCGCCAAUCUCAUCCAGGCACAGAGAAUGAAAUUAAACGACACCGUGGACACCCAACUCUGCCUGGCGGAGCAGUCUCUCGGAAAGGACAACAUAGUUGGACGAUCUUCCAGCGAUCCCAUUUCUGCUGACAACUCCUCUGCGAUAUCAUCUAGGCCCGUCACAGCACUCUUACUGCUGACUGUGACGCAUUGGCUGUUCCUCGGCUCCCCCUCCCUGACGUUAUAGCCGCACCGCAACACACGGACCUGAAUAAGACAACAAAAAUAUAUAAUUAUAUAUUCCGUACGAUUAAUAUUAUUCACUUUCCUACCCUCUUGAUCACCUGAAAUUGACGUACUGGAAAAAGAACGGAAUAUUCUGGAACGUCGCGGAAGAAGACCAAAAGCAAAAGGGGCCACACAAAUAUAUGGUGGAUCUGGGCAUGCUUUGUGUUUUAAAGAAAAAAAAAAAGCAACAGAACGUUUGUAAAUUUGGUUGUUGAUAAACUAUUUUUCCACCCGUGAAGAGGAAAUUCCUACCUUAUCCUAUUUAUAGCAUUUUUUAUGAUUUAAUUACUUUCCAAAGUUCUUUAAAAAGAGGCCAAAUGUACAUACCGUAGCAGGCCAAUCGCCAAAGUGCUUGUGUUUGUUAUAUACUGCUUUGUCUGAUUUCCUUCAGUGUUUCUCUUUUUAUGUCUAUUAUAACAUCACGUGGCCCAGUGAUCACACCAUGCCAUCUUUGGUUGGGGGACAGUGACAUCUUGAGUUCUCAGUGAGGCAGUUUUGGAAGUGAGGUCUUGCAUGACCGAAAAAUCUGACCCAACAUAUCUGGUCGGGAGUUGAUAACAUCUUAUGCUCUCAAUGAGGUCGUUUUGGAAAAUACAUCUCCUCUGGCUCAACAAUCUCACCCCACCAUCUUUGGUCAGGAGUUGACUACAUCUUAAGCUCUUAUUGAGGCACUUCUGGAAAUUACAUCUCUCUUGACCCAGCUAUCUCUUUGUUUGGAGAGGACAACAUCUUGAGAUCUCAGUGAGGCAAUUUUGGAAAUGAUGUCUUGCAUGACCCAAUGAUCCUACCCUGUCAUCUUUGGUUUGGUGAUGCCGAUAUCUUGAGUUCUCAGUGAGGCAAUUUUGGAAACAAUGUCUUGCGGGACCCAGUGAUCUCUUCCUGCCAUCUUUAGUUGGGUGACACCAUCUUGAGUUCUGGAGACAAUUUGGAAAUUAUGUCUUGCAUGGCCCAUUGAUCUUACCUCCUCUCCCACACCAUGUUUGUUCGGGUCAUGAUGUCAGGUUCUCAGCAAGGACAUUUUUGGAAAGAACGUCUCUCCCAGAUUGUGUUAAAUAUGACAAGUGGUGAAGGGCAAGGAUCUCUAUGGGUUUGGAGUGCUAUUGAAAAACAUAUGAAUUUUGGUAGCCAGUCUGAAUAGAAAGAUUAGGAAACAAAUCACAACUUUUGGUUGGAAGAGGCAAAAAAGAAAACCAAAAAAAAAAAAAGGGAACACUAUUCUGGUUCAAUUUGUGCCCAAUAUAUUUCACGUGUUUAUCCAAGGAAAUUCUGUUUUAUCGAAUGAAGUUGCACACCCAGUUCCAGUUGUCCCCCCUCAUCCUUUCCCGCUUGUU
Molecule: messenger RNA, 3009 nt
Organism: Rana temporaria (common frog)
Lineage: Eukaryota; Metazoa; Chordata; Amphibia; Anura; Ranidae
Gene: GFRA1
Product: GDNF family receptor alpha 1
Exons: 9
Coding region: 225-1637 (470 amino acids)
Biological process (GO): nervous system development
Cellular component (GO): signaling receptor complex; external side of plasma membrane
Molecular function (GO): signaling receptor activity
Source: RefSeq, a predicted model, not a curated record